Pongo pygmaeus (Bornean orangutan) is the source of this 3605-nucleotide messenger RNA. It is a transcript of the gene LCN12, whose product is annotated as lipocalin 12. Gene Ontology annotation, molecular function: small molecule binding. The record is from RefSeq and is a predicted model, not a curated record. Lineage: Eukaryota; Metazoa; Chordata; Mammalia; Primates; Hominidae. The coding region runs from base 717 to 2288 and encodes 523 amino acids. The transcript has 7 exons.
AGGAGGCGCGCCGAACCCAUUGUCAUGUCCAGGAGGCUCCUGCAGGGGACGUGGGGGGCACGGAGGUUAAAGGCAGCAGCCAGUGGCUACCUGGAGGCACACACAGACCCCCAGGGCGGCAGGAGUGGGUCUGGGGGAGGGAGCAUGGGGCCUGAGGCGCUGCUUGGAGCCGAGGGACCCUCCUCUGUGUCGAGGACUCGGCCCACCCGACCUCUGCUGCUCAGUCUCUGUGGGUCUCGGGCUGGCCAGGGAAGGCCCGGUUUUCCUCCCGCAAGGCCCUACAUGGGCGGGGUCCGUAGCGGGGACUGUCCUGUACAUGGGCUGUGUGCUGUGAUCCCAAAUCUCCCCAGUGCCCUGCGAUAAGAGGGGCUCCGGGAGGGGUGCCUGCUGAGCUGAGAGCAGGACCCUGGGGCUGCUGACAGGCGCUCCUAGGCUGGCUUGGGCCAGGGGGAUGGUGGAGAGUCGAAGGCGCCCUCUGGGGAGCUCAGGGGAAUGAACAGAUUAUUUCCAACUUUUCUUUUCCUGGGCCAGCCUCCUGAAACGCUAGCGUUGUGCUGGUGAGGCAAGGCACAGCAAGCUGCCCUUCUACGUGGGCAGUGAGGCCUGGGACAGAGCCCAGCCCUGGAGCCCUGAAGUCCUGGUGGCUGGGCUCUUUGAGUGGCCAGGCUGGGGCUGCCACCCAGGGCAGGCUGCCGAGGCCCAGGGCGCCUCCUGGGAUGAGCCCAAGUCCCUUGUCACGCUCUCUGCCUGGGAUGCAACAUUCUGUGACAGGGAGGAAGGCUGAGGCAGGCUGCGUGGGGCCUCUGAACCCCCAGCAUGGAGCAUUCGGAAGGGGGCUGAAGGGGGGCAGGGCCUCAGAAAUGAGAAGACGAGGUGGAAGGUGGACCUGGGGGCCCCUCCUACCCCACCUGUCUGGAACCCAAGAGACCGAAGCUGCCAGGAUGAGGCUGCUGUGUGGCCUGUGGCUGUGGCUGUCCUUGCUGACAGUCCUGCAGGGUCAGACCUCAACCCCCCCGCCACUCCCGCCCCCGAUGCAGAGCUUCCAAGGAAACCAGUUCCAGGGGGAAUGGUUUGUCCUGGGCCUGGCGGGCAACAGCUUCAGGCCGGAGCACAGGGCGCUGCUGAACCCUUUCACCGCAACUUUCGAGCUAAGUGACGCUGGUGGCUUUGAGGUGUGGAAUGCCAUGACUCGAGGCCAGCACUGUGACACGUGGUCUUAUGUGCUGAUACCAGCAGCCCAGCCCGGGCAGUUCACUGUGGACCAUGGUGUGGAGCCCGGGGCAGACAGAGAGGAGACCCGGGUGGUGGACAGCGACUACACCCAGUUCGCCCUGAUGCUGUCCCGCAGACACACGAGCAGGCUGGCCGUCCUCAGGAUCAGCCUGCUGGGCAGGAGCUGGUUGCUGCCUCCCGGGACGCUGGACCAGUUCAUCUGCCUGGGCAGAGCUCAGGGCCUCUCGGAUGACAACAUUGUCUUCCCAGAUGUGACCGGUAACAUAGCUCACCUGCAGGCAUGCUGGGCAGUAGGCACGGGGCCCGCAGGAAUGAGUUUGGUUGACCCUAGAGGAGCUGGACCCAGUGUCUGCCCAGGGAGCUCAGCCCCAGCCUGCACUCAGGUGUCUCCAGGCUCCUGGGUCCCUGCGCUCAACCCAGGCUCUGAGCCACCUCCUGCCGCCCUGGGUCCCCUGUCCCGGGCCACCUCCUCCCACCCCGGGUCUCCUGUCCUGGGCCACCUCCUUCCACCCCUCGUCCCCUGUCCCGGGCCACCUCCUCCCUCUGGGUCCCCUGUCCCAGGCCACCUCCUCCUGCCCCUCCCACACCAGGUCCCCUGUCCUGGCCCACCUCCUCCCACCCAGGUCCCCUGUCCCAGGCCACCUCCUCCCUCUGGGUCCCCUGUCCCGGGCCACCUCCUCCCACCCCGGGUCUCCUGUCCUGGGCCACCUCCUCCCACCCCAGGUCCCCUGUCCCAGGCCACCUCCUUCCACCCCGCGUCCCCUGUCCCGGGCCACCUCCUCCUGCCCCUCCCGCCCCAGGUCCCCUGUCCCAGGCCACCUCCUCCCUCUGGGUCCCCUGUCCUGGGCCACCUCCUCCCCUCACCCAUCCCUGCUCACAAGGAGCUUGGACUCAUCCCAGGAGGUGCCCUGGACCUUAGCAGCCUGCCCUGGGUGGCAGCCCCAGCCUUACUACUCAGAGAGCCCCGGCCCCCAAGGCCUGACUCUUCUUGUGGGAGGGCGAGGUCAGCCAGAGCCCCUCCUCUUCCUGGAGGGAUGCCCACCGUGCCCCUCUGAUUCCUGCCUCUGGUGCUUUACAUGUGCAUAACCACAUGCACACACACUCACGCAUGAGCAAACGUGUACAGACUGGCACAUGCCUCCACAUGCGAACACCCACUUACACACACGCCACUCACACUGGCAUACAUGCUGUCUACCCAUGCACAGGCACACGUGCUGGUCUGCACACACCUGUACACACCUGCACGCUCCCUAUGCCAGGCCUCCUGGGUCUGCAGUGAGUCUGGGGGCCCACGGGGACAGGGACAGGUGAGGGGCUUCCUGAGGACCUGGGGCUGUUGGCAGGGCAGCCGCUGUGGGUCACAUCUUCCGCCCCUUCUCAGCCUCCCUCACCCCAGCCCCUUCCCCUAGACCCACUGCUGGUCCCCUUUCUCCCUCCUGCUCCUCACCCGAAGCCACCUGCCCCUCCUUGUACCCUCGCUUGCUUUCUCCUGGGCUCUGUCCCCUGCUCCCCCUUUGUCCUCCAUCCCGACUCCAUCUCCCCCACCAGGCUGGUCACCCCAGGCCAGUGUCUGUUGAAGGAUGAAGCAGCGCCUGUCCGGCCCAGCCCUGCCUCACAGCUGUGCGAGCUCUGCCCUCCUCAGCUCUCAAACCUGAAUAAAUGCACCAAGCCCAGAGCCCCAGAGUGUGGCCGCUGUGACCUUGGGUUGGGCAAAGAGACGGGAGCAAGGCGGCCGCUGGCCCUGCAGGGCUGCAACAGCUCCUUCUCUGGGCACGCUACAGCCCCCCAGCCGGCUUUCUCUGGCCAGUGUGUAUGACUGUGUCAGUGAGGGUGUGCACAUGUGUGUUCAUGCGUGAGCUUUUGCCCAUGGUUGCAGGUUGUACAAGGUCGUUCCCAGGCCAAGGCCCCUCCAUCCCUGCCCCUUGGGCCCUCGGCUGUGGGAGUUCGCAGGCCCUUCUCCACCUCCACCCUGGUCAGCACUUGGGGCUGCCAUGCCAGAUGCAGCCGGGCUGGAGCUUGCCCCGGAAACGCUCAGACCCCGAGCUGUCCCAGGCAGCGGCCGCUCUGUCAGGGAAGCUGGCCUGGAGCUACCAAGGUCCCAGAACAGGAGGAGGCCCUGGUGCAGAUGCCCCAGGCCUGGGAGAGGGGAUGCGGUGACAAGCAGCCUCAGGCUGGAGCCUGCUGGGCACAGAGACACAAAGGGUCUGAGGUCACAACCCAGACACCCACUCCCAGCCUGAGCCCCCCAACCCUGACUGUACACCCUUGCAAGAUGGCUGCACUCGGACGCCAACCCCCACCGGCCAGCCAGAGCAACCCAAUUCUCAGCCCUCCGAUGUCUGUGUCCAUCUCGGCCCCUACUGUCCUCU